This is a messenger RNA of Cyphomyrmex costatus, 1045 nucleotides long. RefSeq lists its product as uncharacterized. The record is from RefSeq and is a predicted model, not a curated record. The transcript has 4 exons. The coding region runs from base 1 to 852 and encodes 283 amino acids. Lineage: Eukaryota; Metazoa; Arthropoda; Insecta; Hymenoptera; Formicidae.
AUGUGGGAGCAAAGAGCAGAUGGUAUGAAAAAAUUGAAACCAAAUGCAGUUCCUACUAUUUUCGGUUUUUUUCUCAAAAAGAAAAUAUCAACAGAAAGUGUAAACGAUGAAAUAUUGACAAAAGUUAACAAUAUAAUAAUGAAUAUUCCUCAAUCUUUAUCUAUAACAGAUAGAAGAGAAAAUCAAGAAGAUCAAAAACAGUGUGAAAAUCUUGCAACAGUUUAUAAUGAAAAGCAAGAAGUGGAAUGUGAAAUAAUUACGAAUACUCGUGAUGAUGAGUCUUUACCUAUAACUUAUUCAGGAAAAAAUAAAGACGAUGAAAUACAAUGUGAACAUAAACACUUGGCAAAAGAUUUUAAAAAACAUCUACGAAUGAUAAACAUGAGAAGACAAAUAAAAGUGAUGAGAAAAAGAAUACAAUCAUUGGAAACUAAGAUGAAUACUGAUAAAUAUAAAACAGCUCUAAAAUCAGUUUUCACUGAAGAUCAGAUCCAAUAUUUGCAUACAAAGAAGCGUUUUAAAUAUUGGUCCAAUAAAACAAUUCAUCGUGCACUGAGACUAAAAUUUCUUUGUGGAAAUAAUGGCUAUAAAGCACUCAUUAAUCAAGGAUAUCCAUUUCCAAGUUUGCGGACAUUAAGACGAAAACUAGAGGAUAUUAAAUUUGAGCGUGGAAUUUCAAAUACAUUAUUUGAAUUUUUACAAAAUAAGAAAACUUGUUUUGAAAACGAAGCGGAUUUGGAAUGCGGUUUAGUAUUCGAUGAGAUGGCGAGUAUACAAAAAAUUCGUUACGAUUCUUCAACGGGGUCAUUAAGUGGAAACAUAACAGUUCCUAACGAAAAAGAUAAUUACUAAAGCGGAACAAAUAGGCUUCCAUGUAAAUUUUCUUACAUCAGAUAUGGGUCCUGGUAAUGUGGGAUUGUGGAAGUUGCUGGGUAUAAGUACGGAAAGAUAUACUAAAAUAAGUAAUUAUGUCACACAUCCAUGCGAUAGAAACCGAUGUUUAUAUGUUAUCGCAGAUCCACCACAUAUUUUAAAAAACUUAAAA